Cydia strobilella is the source of this 2339-nucleotide messenger RNA. Its product is annotated as uridine-cytidine kinase-like 1. Gene Ontology annotation, cellular component: cytoplasm. Lineage: Eukaryota; Metazoa; Arthropoda; Insecta; Lepidoptera; Tortricidae. The coding region runs from base 617 to 2065 and encodes 482 amino acids. The record is from RefSeq and is a predicted model, not a curated record. Gene Ontology annotation, molecular function: kinase activity; ATP binding. The transcript has 12 exons.
AUUACUUGCGUGUUCCGAUCAGGCGUGAAUUUUAUAAAAAUUGAUUUUUUAUUUUCAAUCUAAUACUGUGUCAACCACCGAUGGCUGGGAAGCUGAAUAAGUUCGAAACCCCCAGUUCCGCUAGCUCGGAUAGGUAAAAAGUGUGCUAAGUUAGUGCAAUUGUUUGUUUGAACAGCUGUCUCGUGUCAUUAAAUUCCGCAUUUCAUUAUAUUUCAAGUGCUAGUUUAUAUUUGCGGUUUUUUUUAAGUGGAGCGUGUUUUGAUAAUAACGAGUGUACAGGUUUAAUUUGAACGCCUGCAUUAUAACCUCUCCGGCCGUGCAUUGUGGUUUUUAUUUUUAGACUUUUAUUUAGUUCGUUGGCAACGGAGUUGUGCGACACGUGCUUGCCGCUGGCGCGAUGGACCCCGCAAUCAUCUUCGCGAAUCCGUAAGAGCAAUCCGUUGACACGGAAUUGGCGCUAGAACUUGGUGAACAAGUUUUCUUAGACGAUGAAGACUAUUCUACCAGAGCCCCGGCGUCGCCGACCACGGUGCCAAAUGUGCGACCGUACCGGCCUCCAUCUACAGGAUCAAACAUCCUCAAGUCGCCGCGGGCGCGGCGUGUACGCACCACAUCAAUGUCGCAGUCAAACAAGCGUACGGCUGCCGAAAGCAUAUUACACGCUGACAGGCGUACCAUAUAUACGGCCGGGCGUCCGCCUUGGUACAACUGUACGGGAGGACAGGAGGUUGAACCGUUCCUCAUUGGUAUAUGCGGCGCAAGCGCUUCCGGGAAGACUACGGUCGCUGCAAAAAUAAUAGAAUCUCUUAACAUGCCGUGGGUCACUAUUGUCAGCAUGGAUUCCUUUUAUAAGGUAUUAAAUGAGAAGCAACACCAAGCCGCUACCCGGAACGAGUACAAUUUCGACCACCCGGACGCUUUUGACAUGGAAUUACUCAGUGGAGUGCUGCAGAGACUUAAAGAGGGAAAGAAAGUUGAAGUGCCGAUAUACAACUACGUCACGCAUUCUAGGGAGAAUCGCACUAAAACGAUGUACGGAGCGAACGUGAUAAUAUUCGAAGGUAUCCUAGCGUUCUACAAUAGUGACGUACUAAACAUGUUGGACAUGAAGGUGUUUGUGGACACAGACGCUGAUAUAAGACUCGCUAGACGUCUUAGAAGGGAUAUAGUCCAACGCGGCCGCGACCUAGAAGGCGUCCUCAAGCAAUACAUGACCCACGUGAAGCCAGCCUACCAGAGCUACAUCGCGCCCUGUAUGGCCCACGCGGACAUCAUAGUACCGAGAGGCGGUGAGAACAAAGUCGCCAUACAUUUGAUAGUUCAACAUGUCCACAAACAACUACAACUGAGAGGCUUCAAAGUCCGUGAAAAGCUCGCAAUUGCACACAUCGGUCAACCCGUACCAGACUCCCUAUAUCUUCUCAAAGAUACACCACAAGUGCAAGGUCUCCACACGUUCAUCCGCAACAAGGACACGCCCCGCGACGAGUUCAUAUUCUACUCCAAACGCCUCAUGAGACUCGUCAUAGAGUUCGCGCUGUCAUUGUUACCCUACUCGGAGCGGACCGUGGAGACGCCUCAGGGAUUCUCUUACAAUGGUCGUAAAUGCGACGUGGAGAAAAUCUGCGGCGUGUCCAUCCUUCGAGCCGGCGAGACCAUGGAGCAAGCCGUCUGCGAUGUCUGCAAAGAUAUCCGUAUAGGGAAGAUACUCAUACAGACCAACCAGGAGACUGAUGAGCCUGAGCUAUACUACCUCCGCCUACCAAAGGACAUAAAGGACUACCGAGUGAUCCUAAUGGACGCCACCGUCGCGACGGGCGCCGCAGCCAUCAUGGCCAUCCGAGUGCUCCUCGACCAUGAUGUGCCCGAAGACCAUAUUAGCCUGGUCUCCCUACUCAUGGCAGAGAUUGGGGUGCAUUCGAUAGCCUAUGCAUUCCCACAGGUAAAAAUCGUGACAUCCGCCUUAGACCCCGAGAUCAACGAAAAAUUCUACGUCCUCCCCGGCAUCGGGAACUUCGGCGACCGCUACUUCGGCACCGAGCCCGCCGACGACGAGCGAGACUGAACCCACUGCCCAGCGCGUAAGGCUGAUUAUUGACUGUACUUGUAUACCCCCUUUUUAAGAUUAGAAUUUUUCUAACCCCAAAAGUAGUAAUUAAAUUUUACUUCCGAAAUGCUAGGGUUCCUAUGAUAUCUAAUAAUGCAGAUACAAUAUGUAAACGACACUAUAAUUCAGUGCAUAGUUACUCAAAUUUAAUUUUGGAAGAAAAAGUUACCACUACUUUUGAAGUUAUAAAAUUUCUAAUCUGAAAAAAAAAUAUAACGGACUUAGAUGUAGA